Messenger RNA from Danio rerio (zebrafish), 1263 nucleotides. The record is from RefSeq and is a predicted model, not a curated record. NCBI's taxonomy places the organism in Eukaryota, Metazoa, Chordata, Actinopteri, Cypriniformes, Danionidae.
CACUCACUCACAGUCAGAGUUACUCCAGUGAAUCUGUGUUUUCAGCUGUUGUUAUGCUGGUUCCUGAAGGCCCAACCGAAGACCAAUUCCAGGCUCAUUUUGCAAGCAACUUCCUGGGCCACUUCCCGUUGAGCCGCCUCCUGCUGGACAGCCUGGUGCAUUGUGGGAAGGAUGAGUCCUUUUCUCAGCACACGUGGCGUUACAUCGCUAAUGAAGCAUGCGGAUGGAGUAAACCAGCACAGCUUCUGUUCUUCUAUUAUCUGCACUAUGCACUUGUGUCCAGCGGGUGUGCGGUGAUGUACACUGCGGUGGAACCCUUUCUGGUGGACACUGUGAACCUCAGCAUCACUGGACUUGCACAGAGAGCCUUCUCACGCCUCUUCUUCCAGACUCCGGCUGAAGGUGCUGUUUGCUGCAGUUUCUCCACCUGUGGAAGGUGUAUCGGUGGAUUUUACCUGUAUUUUUCUGCAGCUUCAUAUGAGGAAGAACAGGACGGGUCUGCUAUGAUCUGCUGGAAAAGGAAUAAAAUGAAAUAAGUUAAAUAUGUAGAGUCGUAGUUGAGCUCUCUUGCAGAUCUGCACUUUUAUAAAGCACUUCAGUACCAGUGGACGAUCCAGAACGCCUCCAUUGCCCCAUAGUGUUGAUGUUGUUGUGUUGUUUUUGUGUUGACAAUCUCACACCGAAGAGCUGUGAUGAUGGAGGGAAUCGUCAGGUUGUGUUUUUGUUUGAAUUUAUUAGUGUUUCUGAAGGGCUCGGCGCUGAUGAACGAUCAUCGUAAACCUCCGUCCACACUGUGAUUGUGUUCAGAUCUGUCCAUUUCUGUCCGCCAUCUUGGAAAGGUAAAUAGAUAAUGUAAUAUAUAUAUAUAUAUAUAUAUAUUUAUUGGCAACAUAAGUAUGUGCACACAAACGAGAGCUGGGUGGAUUACUAUUAUUAGUUUCUGAUUACAAAUUACACAUUUAGAAUAAUCCAAUCAGGCUACUUUUUGGAUUGGAUUACUUUGUGCUAACCCUUUAUUUGAUGUCACGUAUAUUAAAGCAGGAUACUUUUGUGCUGUUUCGAGAGAUGAAGUCCAGAUUGUGAGGUGGAAGUCAAUAUUGCAAGCUGCAAAGUCAAUUGCAAAACGUAGAUAAAAUUGUGAAACUGUAAACUGUUGUCAUAAUGGUUAGACAAAGUUAAAAUUAUAAGACAGUUAAAAUUUAACACAUUUCUUAUCAUAAAAGUUUUAAUAACAGCUUAAAGUGACAUUUAAAGGUUUCACUA